AUGCUUUUUACCCCUAUUUACAUUGCAAUGACGUUCAUCAAGACCUGGCGUAUUCGAUCUUUUAGAGCCCGUCUUUUGGAAUUCUUAAGUGGGAAUACCAGUGUCGCAUUUUGUAAAGUACCGGAAAAUGCUGCUGAAACACCUACAUUAAGCUCAAAAUUGUGUACUAAUCCUAAGAAUGCACAUCUAUGUGAUCUAUUGGAUUACACAAAUGCAUCUAGGAUAUGUAGUAUGAAACCUACUCAAUGUAUUGAUAUUGGAGAUUGGGUUACAUGUGCUGGUGGCUUACCUUUGGGCACAUAUGAUUCAUCACCAGUCACAGAUGUUGAUAUUGAAGUGCUAUUUGAGUGUGAAAUGGAUCCACAUGAAGAGAGUUCAUUUUAUGAUAUUAUGUCACUGGAAUCAAUGGGCCAACCAAUUGCUUGGAAAGCUGGGUCUCAUUUGGCAAUUGUUUUGAAGACUAACAUGGAACAUCUCAGUAUUAUUGGUUUUCAAUUUGUUGGUGGGGAAUUCAUUAUUGAUCAUAAGCUACCAGUUGUGAGAAUACAAACUGUACAACUUUCGGGAGAACCAAAUAAAGCAACUGAUUUAUCAAUGAGAGGGCUCCGUAGUGAAAUUCAACAUAGCUUAAGAUUGACCCAUGAGGAAUUUCAAUGGCCUAUCCAUGCAUCAUUGCUCAGGAAACUAUCAAAAGUGGUUGAUAUUAAAUCAGAUAGAAGUAUAACUGUAAUGAAUGGAGGUAGUGAACAGGUUGAAACAUCUGUAGGUAGAAGGAAUGUUACUUUAACAGACGUAAGCACUAUAACAACAAAAUCUCUAUCAGCUGAUGACGAUGACUCUCCUGAAAAAGUAUCAGACCAGAAAGUAGAAAAAUCACCACAGAAAAUACCUGCUAAAACAGAUCUAAAUCAAUUAGAUGGUGGUAUAGUUGUUGAAAAUGUCACUGUCGAAAUACAACAUAAUAUACUACCAAAGAAAGCAAGCUUAAAGCUUGAUUUAAAAGAAGGAACUAGUCAAAUGUCAACAUCUCUCCUUAACAUAUCUAGUCAAAUUAAAUCAAUAACAACACAUAAGAGAAUUGUUAGUACAACAGGGCCUAAGAAAGCUCCUCAAGCAGAAUCAUGCUCCCAACAUAAGGAAGAGAUUCCUAAGAGCCCUUGUAUGUCGACACCAAAAUCUGUAAAGAGUUCCCGUCCACUAGUAAAUACAAAGUCUCCAAACGUUUUAAUAUACUCUGACAGUGUUGUUGCUAGGGAUAAUUUGGAAGCAUCCCUGAAGAAAGUUCUUGAUUGUGAUAGGUAUACAGUAUAUAGCGUGUCCCGCGAAGCCUUAUGUGGUGGGGCUUGGCGUGGGCGGGCGGCACUAGUCGCUGUUGCGGGAUGUGCUGGACGGGCGGCACCCUUACUACUUGCCCAUUUGUUAGAUGGGGGAAAAUUGUUAGCAAUAUGCUCCGACCUUCUGCAUACAGUUUUGCCGCAUUAUAAGACUGCUGAGGUACGAGAAAAUGAAGUGGUACAAUUUUCGUAUGACAAAUGGAAAGCCGUGAAAAUGAAACAUCAUAUUUUCUGCUAUCAAGCAUCGCCAGCAAAGAAACAAUUCUCUACUGAGAGCGAUAGACAGCCGUCCAAAUACACCGGUCAUCCGGGACAUGAGUUGGACGUGAAAGUUCUGGCUUCAGAGGAAACUUGGCGGACACCAUCCCUGUUGCAGGCCACAGAUCUUACUAAUCAUGGUGCCGCGAUUUUCUCGCAGAUUCACCUCGAGUCUGAUCCUGCUGACUACCUCGGUGAGGAAGGUAUUAAAAGUAAUGAAGCCAGAUUGGAAAUACUUCAUAAAAUUCUUGGAGAUAUACUGAGCCUCCAUGUGAAAGACCCCAAGGAACUUGUCAAAAUUGAAUACACUAGAGGAUUCUUCCUUGGAGAUCAUGUGCACAAAAUGUCCCUAGUUGAAGGUUGGUGUCCAUUGAAGGACGGCAAACGGGUGCAGAGUAUCGGUAACCUGAGUGUGCAGUGGUGUAUGCGGAACGAGAAGCCAAUGGACCAACCUUCGGAUAUUUUCCUACCUGUUUCUUUAUAUGAAUGCCCUGAAAAUUUCUCAACUGUUGAAUAUUUUGAUAACCUUACAUCUACAAACAUAGGCCGCGUGCUAAUAUACGCGGAUGUGUUAACGUCCACUCAACAUAUCAUCGAAGGCUCGUUAGGUCACGGCGUGGGUGCAGUUGCGAGGAGUCAAAGUUCUGGUCGAGGCCGAGGGGAUAAUAAGUGGAUAUCACCUAAUGGGCAGGCUGUCAUGUCACUACAGGUAUGGCAAAAAAUGAACCCUACAAUUCCCUUAAUACAACACGCGACUGCGCUCGCUCUGGUGCGAGCUAUACGCUCAGAACCGCCCUACCAAAACUUGGAUAUAAGAAUAAAAUGGCCGAAUGACAUUUACUAUGGACGGAACUUAAAGAUUGGCGGGGUCAUUACUACUGCGAAUUGUAUAGGGGAUGACGUCAUUAUUAAUAUAGGAACUGGCGUAAACAUAUCAAACAGUGUCCCAACGACAUGUGUAAACGAUAUGAUAAGCGAGUACAACACAAGAGAGGGCGCAUCACUAGCGCCGAUAUCAAUAGAGAAGUUCCUGGCCCGGUAUUGUUCGCAACUAGAAAUAAUUAUCGAUAAUCUUAUCUCCGAGAGGGGUGUCGAUAAUUUUCUUAAAGAAUAUUACGAGUAUUGGCUUCAUGACGGCGAAGAAAUCCGUAUACAAUCCGUGGAAGGCAGUCCUGUACCGGGGACGAUAUCCGGUUUGGACGAGUUCGGUUGGCUGAUAGUACGUACAGUGGAAGGCGAUGUGAGAGUGCAACCGGACGGAAACACAUUCGAUAUCAUGAGCGGCCUUAUUGCUCCUAAACUUUAG
Pieris macdunnoughi is the source of this 2898-nucleotide messenger RNA. The record is from the annotation of a GenBank genome assembly. Lineage: Eukaryota; Metazoa; Arthropoda; Insecta; Lepidoptera; Pieridae.